This is a messenger RNA of Acaulospora colombiana, 294 nucleotides long. NCBI's taxonomy places the organism in Eukaryota, Fungi, Glomeromycota, Glomeromycetes, Diversisporales, Acaulosporaceae. The record is from the annotation of a GenBank genome assembly.
AUCUCGGAAAAUACGGAUGCGAUCACUAGAAUAUUGCAAAUAAUCGAAUUCCAUUACGUCCUCCUCGUCGCCCUUGGCAAUGACAGGGAUGAGGUUAACCUUGGUGUGCAGUCGGCGCAUGAAUUCAACAUCGAUCUGCUUCAAGGAAUGACCGGUGGGUUGAAGGAAAUAGAUGCAGGCGUGGACGCGGUUAUCCACAAUUUUUUGGCGGUUCACCCUGUUCUCCUGCUCCAAGUAGGCAUCGAAGCGGGAUUCGAUAUUGUCGAGAAUUGGCUUCCAGCUAUAUUUGAAUAA